Penicillium manginii is the source of this 234-nucleotide messenger RNA. RefSeq lists its product as uncharacterized. The coding region runs from base 1 to 234 and encodes 77 amino acids. Lineage: Eukaryota; Fungi; Ascomycota; Eurotiomycetes; Eurotiales; Aspergillaceae. The record is from RefSeq and is a predicted model, not a curated record. The transcript has 2 exons.
AUGGCUGUUCCGGCCUCUGCAUAUGAAAGGGGUAUGCACAACGUCAUGUUCCGCCGACUCGGGCGUGGAGUCUACAAUACUGAGAGGUCUAGUGAUAGUGACAUAUUCGGAUCCUCCGCAAUCCGACCGAGCGCUCAUGCCCUCCGUAGUAAAGCCGGUCUCUUCCAGAGGUAUAUCUGCCAACAGAUGCCAAACAAGGGUAUAUGCUCUCCAGACGUCCAUCCUGCCGCGUGA